AUGACAAGCACCUUGGUACAGAUUGCACGGCUGUUUAAUAUGUAUUUUCUGGCAGAGCUAUCUAAACUCUCCGUCACUCAAAUUAUUGGACAUGUCGCUGAACCCUUACUGAAUAUCAUCCGGUGUGACGGUUGGCAAAGUGCUACUCACUUUGACCCUAUUGUGGAACGCGAUCUUUCUUUCGAAUCAUUAAAUGGAUCUGAAUGGAUAUUUACGCCACUUGCUCAAAAAGAGGAGCCAAAAAUUCGAUCCCCCCGUGCAUCACAACGAGAGAAAGCCGCAACAGACAGGCCACAAUCCAAACAGGCCCUGUUAUAUCAAUGGCUCUCUUCCAACAUCGAAAUGAAUUAUGCAUCAGAGGUGAAAAGACAACAACAGGCUAUCAUUGAAACGCGACAACGACAAGCUGCCUUUAAUACACGAAAUCAUCAUUAUCAAAAUAUUGCGGGCAUUAUUCACGAUGAUACUUUUCCCCCUAGUCCACCUUCCGUUCUCACAAAGAAGAGGAAGCAUGGGGUUUAUCAAGAAUACAAUUUAAAUCUCUUGGCCGAACAAGCCACUCAAAUGCGAGGUUUACCCAUCUCACCUGAAAUAUCUCCUUCUCCUCCUCCAUUCUAUCACCAGCAAAGACUACCUUCCAUCAAAGUCAUGUUGUCAGAAUUACAUAAAUAA
Molecule: messenger RNA, 672 nt
Organism: Mucor mucedo
Lineage: Eukaryota; Fungi; Mucoromycota; Mucoromycetes; Mucorales; Mucoraceae
Exons: 3
Coding region: 1-672 (223 amino acids)
Source: RefSeq, a predicted model, not a curated record